AUGUGGUGUACGCGGCUCUGGUUAUGCCUUGUACUAGCCCUGGUGCUGGGGGUGUAUGGCGAUGUCGACCCGAUUGUCAUCCAGCCAACGCUAAUGUUGUCCAGUUUCAUCAAAGGCCUAGCAUACCAAUCAUAUUCCGGGGAUACGGCGACACUCGACAUCUCAUCCACAGACUACUUGGCAGUGCAAACAGCGUGCAGUCGCGAUGUACCUGUGUUUCAAGAGCUCGGGAUCAACACCAUCACUCUCUACAACGUCGACGCAACACAAGACCAUGACUAUUGCAUGAAUCUGUUACAGGAAGCCGGCAUAUAUGUCAUUCCGUAUCUGCGAGAAUUGAAUACGGUUGGCAUAAGUUCAUCAUGGACAGCCGAGGAUUUCUCGGAGAAGACCGCUAUUGUCGACGCGUUUGCCUCGUACAACAAUGUUCUCGCAUUCCUCGUCGAUGUGGAGACAAUCCAAGAAGACAGCAAUACAACUUCGACCCCGUUCUUCAAAGCAGCUGUGCGGGAUGUCAAGGCAUACAUCGCGAGCCAAGGAUACCGAAGCAUCCCUGUGGGGAUCGAUUCCGAUUCAUUCCCGGAAUGGGGACAGGACACUUUGGAUUACUUCAACUGCCAAAACAGCUCUGACUCGGUGGACAUUUAUGGUGCAUCUCUCUAUACAUGGUGUGGGAACGCAACCAUGGAAAGCAGCGGCUGGGACGAGUUCACAGAUAUGAUCAAAAACUACUCUAUCCCUGUUUUCAUGGCGGAAUAUGGCUGUAACGGCCAGACAACUUUUACUGAAGUCGCUGCCCUCUAUGGGACAGAAAUGACACCGUAUUGGUCGGGCGGAGUUCUCUACACAUACGCAGGGGUUGAUUAUGGCCUGGUCAACGUCAGUGGUCAGACAGUCGACAAGGGCGAGACGUAUUCAGCGUUUUCAAGUCAAUUAGCCAGUGUGACACUUUCUCCAACGAAUGCAGCAUCAUAUACGCCCAGUAAUACCGCUACGCCAUCAUGUCCAUCGGUGGUGUCUACAUGGGAAGCAUCGCCGACACUCCCUCCGCAGCCAGAUGCCGACUUCUGCGACUGCUCACUUCGCCAAAGCUACUGUCAAGUGCAGCCGGAUCUCAACAGUACAGUACAAGAUGAGAUUGUAUCCUACAUAUGCGGAACGGAUAUCAACCUGUGUUCGGGGUUGCUUGUCAACUCAACCAUUGGUGAAUACGGUAUAUACACAAUGUGCAACACCACGACAAUGCUGUCGCUAUUGAUAAGCAACAAUACACAAGCAGCCUCAAGCACGGAUUCGGACGAUCAAGACUCGUACACCAGUGCUGCACAGUGUGCCGCUUCUGGGUCAACGAAUUCUUCCAGUGGCUCAAGUAGUAAUUCGCAGAGCAGUGGAAUCAGCAAAGGAGCAAUAGCCGGAAUCGUCGUCGGGGUCGUAGCUGGUAUAGCAAUCAUAGCAGGGGCAGUUGUAAUUGUGGUCCGCCGACAGAGAGCGAGAAAUGGUGCGCAGCAGGAGAAGAGCACCGACAACACUGGUCCCCCAGAACUGCCAGCUGGGGGAUCAUAUGAGACUGCUGAAUUGCCUGCCGCUCAGCCAGUAGCUGUGGAAUUACACAGCGAUGCUCCUCCUGUUGAAUUGCCCGCUGAAAUGCCUGCUGGGCGAUAA
Molecule: messenger RNA, 1662 nt
Organism: Talaromyces atroroseus
Lineage: Eukaryota; Fungi; Ascomycota; Eurotiomycetes; Eurotiales; Trichocomaceae
Exons: 5
Coding region: 1-1662 (553 amino acids)
Biological process (GO): fungal-type cell wall (1->3)-beta-D-glucan biosynthetic process
Cellular component (GO): fungal-type cell wall; cytoplasm
Molecular function (GO): 1,3-beta-glucanosyltransferase activity
Source: RefSeq, a predicted model, not a curated record